Argentina anserina (silverweed cinquefoil) is the source of this 1388-nucleotide messenger RNA. RefSeq names its product thiol-disulfide oxidoreductase LTO1. The transcript is spliced from 6 exons. NCBI's taxonomy places the organism in Eukaryota, Viridiplantae, Streptophyta, Magnoliopsida, Rosales, Rosaceae. Gene Ontology annotation, molecular function: oxidoreductase activity. Bases 38 to 1153 code for a protein of 371 amino acids. The record is from RefSeq and is a predicted model, not a curated record.
CUGCGAGAUUUUCAGGUGGGAAUGUGAAGAGUGGAAAAUGGCAACCUUGGCGCUCCUGUGCCUAACAUCUCCUUCACUCUCUUCUCCCCACAGAUCUCUCCCUCCUUCAUAUCCCGCCAGAUUCGGAAUACUUACUACACCUCCGCCUCGGGCUCCGAGAACUGUGCACCUUCCCGCCAUAUUCUCAGCUCCGGAGCCCAAUCAGAACGCCGAAUCCGAACCCGAAACGACGCCGUCUCCGCCGUCGUCCUCCAGUGACUUGACCUACAAGCUAUGCGCCGGCCUCGGAGGUAUUGGGUUCCUCGAAACUACCUACUUGACGAUCCUCAAGCUCACGAAUUCCGACGCCUUCUGCCCCACCGGCGCCGGCGGCAGUUGCGGCGACAUCCUCAACAGUGAAUACGCUGUCGUUUUUGGGGUUCCUCUUCCUUUGUUUGGAAUGCUUGCGUAUGGAUCAGUUGCUGCACUUGGUUUGGAUCUAUUGACUGCAAAGAGUUUACCUUUUGGAAUUAGGAAAUCUGAUGCUAGCUUGGUUUUACUUGGGACUACGACUUCCAUGGCAGCUGCCAGUGCUUGUUUCCUGUACAUUCUUAGCACACAGUUUUCAGGAACUUCGUGCUUGUAUUGUUUGUUAUCGGCGUUUCUCUCUUUCAGCUUGUUUUUCAUCACUUUGAAGGAUUUUGGAUUUGAGAAAGUACAGAAAGAGGCGGGUUUAUUGGUGUGUGUAGCUGUCUUGGUGGCUGUGACUCUUAACAGGUCAUAUAGUGCACCUGUCUCCUCAAGCCCGGAUGAUGUUGAUCUUCCAUACUUUACAACUGAAAUAACAACACCAUCAAGUCCAUUUGCUAUAUCACUUGCAAAGCAUCUAAAUGCUAUAGGUGCUAAAAUGUAUGGCGCUUUCUGGUGUUCACAUUGUGUAGAACAAAAGCAGAUGUUUGGACGUGAAGCAGCCAAGGAAUUGAACUAUGUUGAGUGCUUCCCUAGUGGAUUUAGGAAGGGAACUAUAAUGGCAAAGGCAUGUAUUGAUGCCAAACUCGAAGGUUUUCCUACUUGGGUGAUCAAUGGAGAGGUUUUGAGUGGAGAGAAAGAUUUGUUAGAGCUCGCAGAGGCAUCUGGGUUUGAGUUGAAAGAAUUUGAUCAGACCCCCUCAUAGAGUAAGCAACCAUGUUCAUCACAGUGCAGGUAACGAUCGUAGAAAGUUACCUCAUAUAGCAUACCUGAUGAUUAUACUUCAACUAGGCACUUUGGGUGGCAUAUCGUUACCAGUAGUUUCCUGUAUUUGUUACAAUUUUUUGAUUAGCAAAAUGUGUACAAUUGAAACCCCUUGAUAUAGAACCUGACUCAUACGUAAUGUCACACCUUACCAUUCAAAUUAUCCAAUUUUGACA